Messenger RNA from Penicillium longicatenatum, 1059 nucleotides. RefSeq lists its product as uncharacterized. Lineage: Eukaryota; Fungi; Ascomycota; Eurotiomycetes; Eurotiales; Aspergillaceae. The transcript is spliced from 5 exons. Bases 1 to 1059 code for a protein of 352 amino acids. The record is from RefSeq and is a predicted model, not a curated record.
AUGACGAUCGCAAAUCCUACAGAUGUCGUUCACACCGUCAACCUCGUCACGCAGGUUCUGUGUAUGCCGAUAACAUCCGCUUUUGUGGCGUUACGAUGGUAUACUCGAAUUCGAUUCAAGCAGAGUAUAGGAGUGGAAGAUUAUGCGUGCACUGUGGCUUGGGCCCUAUUCAUGGGUUACUGCGGAAUCAGUAUCGUCGUCGGCAAAUAUGGCGGCGGCUAUAACAUCGACGAUGUCUCAGCGGCCAACAAAGUCCAGUUCAAAAAGUUCUGCUACAUCGCCACUAUCCUUUAUUGCCCAAUGGCCCUUUUCGUCAAAAUCGCUCUCCUGUCUAUCCUCACGCGCAUCUUCAAGCCCUACCGUGGCAAGGUGUGGUUCAUCUAUGGUUUCCUCGCCUGUCUUUGCACAUACUAUACCGUCGCCUUAAUCGUCAAGAUCCGCAUGUGCGGUCCAAUUCCGAGAUACUGGCUCGGAGAGAAGGUGGAAGGUACUUGUCUCGACCAGACUGCCGCUCUGAUUGCCGACUCGGUAAUUAGUGUUGUCAGCGAUAUCAUCAUUCUCAUUCUCCCGUUGCCGUUGACUUGGUCCUUGCAAAUGUCCCGAAACCGAAAGCUCCGUGUCAUCGGUAUCCUUAGUGCCGGCGGUUUGGCCACCGCGUUCAGUCUGUACCGAUUGGUGCUGGUGUUGAAGGAUGGCAGCUCUGACAAUCAAACUAUUGUCUUCAUGGACGUUAUUCUGUCGGGUAAUGCCGAGGGUGGUGUCGGGUUGAUUUGCGCUUGUCUUCCCGUUCUCAAUGUCCUCAUUGUGUAUUACCGGAAGAACUACUCGUCUCAAAAGUACUACAACCAGAGCUCCGAGCUCCAGCUGGCUGACCGGACGAACGGGACCAAUUCGAAGCCCACGUGGGAGAAGGCACCCAACUUUGGCGACCAGAGCCAUCUGAUUACUUAUGCUGGCGGUCUGGAGGCGAAUGAGUCCGGUGUUUUCGAUGGAAUUCGAAAGACCGUCGCCGUGGAGCAGACUGUCGAGAGUGCCAGUGCUGAUAGUGGCAGCCGAUAG